AUGGCUUUAGCAGUUGUUGAAGCAGCGAGAAAACUACGACCGUAUUUUCAGUCGCACUCCGUGGAAGUAUUGACUGAUCAGCCUCUCCGAACGAUACUCCAGAACACUAACAGAUCCGGCAGACUCACAAAGUGGGCCAUCGAACUCGGCGAGCUCGAUAUCAUCUACAAGAACCGCACGGCAGCGAAAUCCCAGGUCCUUGCCGAUUUCUUGGUCGAACUGGCCCCAGAAUUAGAGCAAGAUCUCACAUUCCCAAGCUCAAACUGGACAUUGCACGUCGACGGAUCGUCGACCAACAAAGGAGCAGGUGCCGGAGUCCAAUUACAGUCCCCGACCGGCGAGCUAAUCAGACAGUCUUUCAGCUUCGGCUUUCCCGCGUCAAACAACGAGGCAGAAUACGAAUCUCUGAUCGCAGGACUCCGCUUAGCAAAAGCCGUCAAAGCUAAACGACUAAGCGCUUAUUGCGACUCUCAGUUAGUCGCCAGUCAGUUCAGUGGCGACUACGACGCCCGCAACGAUCGGAUGGACGCCUAUCUCAAAAUAGUGCAAAGCUUGGCAGCAGAGUUCGAAUUCUUCGAACUCAUCAAAGUUCCGAGAGGCGAGAACGUCUGCGCCGACGCCCUCGCUGCCCUUGGCAGCAAGCUUCAUGAUCAAGUGAAAAGAACAAUCCCGAUACAUCGUAUCGAGAAACCAAGCAUCGAUAUGCUGACCGACCAAACCCUCGUCGCCCAGGUCGUCGAACCCAUUGCUCCAGACGACGACGGAUUUGGCCCAGAUUGGAGAACCGAGUUCAUCGACUACCUCUCGAAAGGGGAACUCCCAGCAGAAAAAUGGGCAGCUCGCCGGCUAAAAACCCGCAGCGCCCAUUACGUCGUUCUUGACGAUGAACUGCACCGAUGGACGGCGAGUAAAGUGCUCCUCAAAUGCAUCCAUGGCGACGAGACAGCAAGGGUUAUGGCUGAGACACAUGAAGGCGCUGGCGGAAAUCAUUCGGGCGGACGUGCGUUGGCAAUCAAAGUAAGGAGCUUAGGUUUCUUUUGGCCGACGAUGAACGCUGAUUGCGAGUCAUACGCGAGAAGCUGCGACAAGUGCCAACGACACGCACCUAGCAUCCAUUGUCCAACCGAGAUGUUGCGCACAACCACCACCCCUUACCCGUUCAUGCGAUGGGCGAUGGAUAUCAUAGGACCGCUUCCUUGUUCCCGCCAAAGACGCUUCAUCCUGGUCCUGACCGACUACUUCACUAAAUGGAUCGAAGCUGAAGCAUACGCCCAAGUCACAGACAAAGAAAACAUUCGACUAAGCCCCUCCACUCCUCGUUACCCGCAAGGUAACGGUCAGGCUGAGUCCUCCAACAAACUCAUCAUCGAUGGUAUUAAGAAGCGUCUGGACCUGAAAAAGGGUCACUGGGCUGACGAACUCGACGGAGUCCUAUGGAGCCACCGCACAACCCCGCGAGGGUCGACUAAAUCGACACCUUUCUCCCUCGCCUACGGUGUCGAAGCAAUGGCUCCCGCUGAAGUUAACGUUUCAAGCCUCCGACGUUCCAAGAUGCCUCAAUACGUCGAGCUCAACAAGGAGAUGCUACUUGAUGCCCUCGAUGAGAUAGAAGAACGAAGAGAUCAGGCCCUGCUGCGCAUCCAGAAUUACCAACAUCAGAUAGAGAGUUACUAUAACAAAAAGGUCCGCGCACGACCCCUGGAACUCGGCGACCUCGUCAUGCGCAAAGUGUUCGAAAACACUAAGGAGCUCAACGCCGGCAAACUCGGCGCCAGAUGGGAAGGACCUUACAAAAUCAUUAAAGUCGUCAAGCCUGGCGUAUACAGACUCCAAACGUCGCGCGGCGAAGAAGUCCCACGAUCAUGGAACUCAAUGCACCUACGACGUUUCUACUCGUAG
This is a messenger RNA of Brassica napus (rape), 1899 nucleotides long. RefSeq lists its product as uncharacterized. Gene Ontology annotation, molecular function: nucleic acid binding; RNA-DNA hybrid ribonuclease activity. NCBI's taxonomy places the organism in Eukaryota, Viridiplantae, Streptophyta, Magnoliopsida, Brassicales, Brassicaceae. Gene Ontology annotation, biological process: DNA integration. The coding region runs from base 1 to 1899 and encodes 632 amino acids. The transcript has 2 exons. The record is from RefSeq and is a predicted model, not a curated record.